This is a messenger RNA of Toxotes jaculatrix (banded archerfish), 960 nucleotides long. It is a transcript of the gene tmem71, whose product is annotated as transmembrane protein 71. The transcript has 9 exons. Bases 1 to 960 code for a protein of 319 amino acids. Lineage: Eukaryota; Metazoa; Chordata; Actinopteri; Toxotidae. The record is from RefSeq and is a predicted model, not a curated record.
AUGGCCCUGUUCUUCUCCGGAGCUGUUACAAGUUCACCGAUAAAACGAAGGUUGCGGGCGAAUCACUCCUGUCAGAGCCUCGACCUGUCUCUCCUCUCUCCUGACUCCUCGUACGUCUGUUACUCCUCGGCAGACGGCGGCGACCCCUGCUGCUGCCGCCGCUCGCCGCGCCUCCUCACCAACGGAUACUACUCCGUCACCGAGGACAGCUUCUCCUGGGAUGAGGACGGAAACGUGUCGCUGACGCCCUGCAAGACCAACGUGUCCUACAAGGAGAACCUGGUCAGGGUUUUCCGGCGCAGGCGGAGGCCUCGCAGCUCUCUGGCUCGCCUCCUCAGCGACGUUACAGAGAGCUGCCAGUCGUGGCUGGACGAGAAAGUCUUCAGAGGCGUGUUCAGGACAGGGCAAAACCAGAUCUGGGACCAAGACCAGGACAAGGACAGAGAAUACGAGCCAGAUCACGACUGGGCCAGGAGCAGCCAGGACGCUCUGACUCCUUUGGACGAGUCCUGGUCUGGACUCCGCAGCACGGAGCUGAGUGACAGCUGCAGCUUUACAUACGACCCAACGGAGAUCCCGCCCCCUCCUGACAAAGAGUCUCCACCCACAAAGAUGCUCAUCCAGGAGGAGAUCUGCUCUGAGAUCUGUCAAUCAAAGGAGCAGUUUACCCAGUCACUGGGUGGACUCUCAGAGGUCCCGCCUCCCUCUCCUUUCUACGCCGGUACCUGCUGCUGUCAGGUCUCACCUGAGCACACGGGGUUAACAGUGAAGGCCUUCCUCCUCCUCAUCUUCACCGUCUUCAUCCUCACGGCUCUGUGCUCCGGGUGUCUGUGGUGGAGCACGGCCGUGACGUCCUCUGUGUUCAUCACCGUCACAGCAUUUAUGUUCCUGACGAAGUCGGGGCCGAUGGGCGAGUGGCGGAGGGCGAAGACGGAGGAUAUCACGUCAGGAAACGAGUGA